Molecule: messenger RNA, 2185 nt
Organism: Osmia lignaria (orchard mason bee)
Lineage: Eukaryota; Metazoa; Arthropoda; Insecta; Hymenoptera; Megachilidae
Source: RefSeq, a predicted model, not a curated record
AUGGAAAAAAAUAUUUCAAACAGAAGUUAAAUGGUGAAAUAACCAAAUCUUAGGGAAAUGACAGGGCAUACGAAAUAAACUUUGCUACGGUUUACAUUUCCUAAUUUUAUUUAAGAAAAAUGAAUUUAAGCCGGUCCUAAAUCGUCGAAUAGAGGCUAAAACGCAUACCGUUACAACCGUUACUCACGUGAGCGACACGUUUCGAAGUGAAAUUUGCUUCCUGAUAUUUCGAUGCGAUCUCGCAUCGAUGAACUCCGUUGCCACCUUCCGUCUCCUGUUCGCGUGCUACUAGAAACAUGACGAUCCUCACGUAAGCACCGAUCGAAAAACUAACCGAACGACGAACGACUGGCCGGUCGAUUCGCGACGAACAUGAAAUUCCUGCUGUCGGUUCUGAUCGCGCACGUGUUACAGUGCGUGGCAUCGAGAUCGAACAGCGACAGUUAUCAGGAGGAUUCGUUCAGCGUCUUUGGCUGGAUCAGUUACUUGAAACGCUUAUCUCUGAUAACGUUGAUGAUUUCCGGUGUCGUUCUCUAUUACGUCCCCGAAUCGCGACCACAUGCGAGGAAAAUUUGUCGAGUACUGAUCGAUCUCACGGCGGAUGGUUUGAAAGCGGUGCUGAGCACGCGCGAGGACGAGCAAAUUUACGAGAAGAUCAAGUCCAAGUAUCAUCGUGUUAAAUACGAACAAUCUCUGGCGGCUCAAAAACGUGUCUCGAGGGAGGUUCAAGACGAUGAAGAUUUCGAGUUGAUGCAGAAGAAUCAAGGGAAAAGGGCGAAGAUGUUCGUCGAUGGCGAUGGAUUACUGAUCGGGAACAGAGAAAAGAAGAAAAUAAACAUGAAACAAUGUAAAGAGCACCGACACUCUCGUCAACGUCUGCGUGGCAGUUUCGUUAAAGACAUUUCCGGCGAAUCCUCGACGGAAGUGACGAAACCAGUCUACUUUUAUUCUGACAAACUGGAGGAUUUAUCAAAAUAUUUCAAGAAUAGUCUGUACGGUGCGAAACGACCCAGCGAGGCCUCUGUUGAAAAUUAUGCGCUUCUGAUCAGUGGCAGCCCACAACAAAUGGCAAUGUUAGAUGAAAAAUACGACAAAGAUGAUGUGGUCAUUGUACAGGAUCCUUAUGUUAAGCUAGAAUACAGGGAAUGUGGUACUUCGACUGAUAAACUGUCCUCGAUAGCGGAAGCUUCCGUCUUGGAACAGGAAGGACCUACUAGAGAUUAUAAUGACCAUCCAACAGAACCGGGAAUGGAAUCGUACGUUAAGGAUGUUGACUUAAACUCAAUACCUGAAGAAGAUUCUAGAUUUUCAGUCAAUAAAUCAAUGUAUCAGACGAGUGAGUAUCAGUGCGGUGGUGAAUGUUGUGAUAGCGGAUGUUCUGAUAUUCUUGGUUCUUCAGCUGAUACAAAGAAUGUACUAAAAUCAUCUCGAAGCAUGUUGAGCUCGAAAUUGCACAAAAAGAUAGAGGAGAACAACGAAAACUUGCAAGCCUCAAAUUACACAAAGUACAAUCACGAAGGUGGUCGUUUUAUGAAGUUAAGUAAUUUGAACAGUCGUAAAGUGGAUUUUCGAAAAGAAGAUAAAAUAGAUCAUUCUCAUCAGUGGCAAGAAAAUGGACAUCAAUACGAAAGUACAUGUAGAAACGUUCGAAGGAAGAUUUCUAGGACCAAUAAUCCAUUGAAAAGUUCCUGUUGUAACGAUGUUUCCUAUUUCACUGAUCGAAGCGGGGAAGCUGAUGAUGAAAUUUCUCAUCUUGGUGAACGAGUAACAGUGAAGCAUGAUCUUGAUGAAAAACCUCAGAGGGAAAAUUAUUUGUACAAAAGAAAUUCAGACGAUUCGAUUUUUGAUCACAUUUGCAACGAGUUUGAGACGGAGCCUAUUUUAAAAAAUCGAGUAACACCUGCCUUAAUCCGAGCGGUAAAUUGGAUUUUCGGUGGUUGCCCGGAAGCGAGGAAAGUCGGAAAGGAAGGAAGUCCUGAAACCACUGGCGAGUGGCUCCUCUAACGAAGAAUAUUAAAUCCAUCUCCGCAGACUCGAACCGUCGGCAAAAUAAUAACUCUACCAUAUCGAAACCACUUCUAGUUUAUCACAUCCUUUGAAAAUCAUUUCUAUCGAUGUCCACAAACGAUCUUAAAAAUCGUUCGCAGAUCGAGAACACGAUUUAGAAUAAAUCGGAAGCCUCGCA